AGUAGUUUUCAAGAUGGCGGUGUCCAUGUGUAGAAAUGUGUUCGGUCCAAAACUGAAAAACUUCAUUAAAAUUUAUAGCUUAAACAGUUACGUUAAUGUUAAAUAUGCGAGAUACCUCCAGAGGCAAAGGUAUCUUACUGCCAGGCAUUUUACCACCUACAAAUCGUGUUGGAGCCAACAAGAACCAGCGACAUCCACCGAUUACCAUUCUAUAAUUAAAGAUACAGAGAAGGCUCAAGGCGAAUCUGAUCGACGAGAAUUUCAAGCCGAAACGAGAAUGUUGCUAGACAUAGUGGCCAAGUCUUUGUAUUCAGAAAAGGAGGUUUUCAUCAGAGAAUUAAUAUCGAAUGCUAGCGAUGCUUUGGAAAAACUUCGUUACAAUCAACUUUCGUCAUCUGCCCAAGACCACGAAUUUAAAGAAUCCAACUUAGAAAUUCAUAUAGCAACUGAUAAGCUGGCCCGUACUUUUACUAUUCAGGAUACCGGCGUAGGGAUGACCAAAGAAGAGAUGAUCGAUAGUUUGGGUACCAUCGCCCGUUCCGGAUCGAAGGAAUUUCUUCAACAAUUGAAAAAUACGGGAACGUCCGAAAAUAUUGGCAGUAUCAUUGGCCAAUUUGGAGUUGGUUUCUAUUCUACAUUUAUGGUAGCCGACAAAGUAGAAGUGUAUUCUAGAUCAUAUAAAGAAGAUGCUAAAUCAUACAAAUGGACAAGUGAUGGUUCUGGUACGUACGAGAUAUGUGAAGCGGACGGUGUUCAAAACGGAACAAAAAUAGUACUACAUUUAAAACGUGAUUGUGAGCAGUUUUCCAAUGAAGAUACUAUUAAAGAUGUGAUUAGAAAAUAUAGUAAUUUUGUUUGUAGUCCAAUUUAUUUAAAUGGAAAAAGAAUUAAUACAAUCCAGGCAUUAUGGCUCAUGGAUCCAAAAGAAGUAACUACGACGAUGCAUGAAGAAUUUUAUCGCUUUGUUUCUAAUUCAUACGACGUCCCUCGGUAUUGGCUUCAUUAUAAAACUGAUGCUCCCAUCAAUAUUCGUUGUUUGCUGUACGUUCCCGAAGGAAAACCAGGAUUAUUUGAAUUGCAACGCGACAGUGACGUCGGAGUGGCACUUUAUAGCCGAAGAAUCUUAAUUAAAAAUAAAGCAGAAAUGAUUCUUCCCAAAUGGUUGAAAUUUGUAAAAGGUGUAGUUGACAGUGAAGACAUUCCAUUAAAUCUUAGCAGGGAAUUGUUACAGGAUAGUGCUCUUAUCAGAAAAAUAAGAACGGUGAUAACAAAUCGUCUAUUGAGACAUUUGGUUGAUCAAAUGAGGAAAGAUCCCGAAGGCUACAGACAGUUCUAUUCGAAUUAUAAUAUGUUUCUCAAAGAAGGAAUUGUCUCUUCUCAGGAACAAAUAGAAAAGGAAGAAAUUGCAAAAUUGAUGCAGUUUGAAUCUUCUUUGAAACCAGCAGACGAAUUGGUUACUUUGCCAGAAUACUGUAGUAGAAUGAAGGAGGGACAACAAGAUAUUUAUUAUUUAGCCGCUCCAAGUCGCCAACUAGCCGAAAAUUCUCCUUAUUUCGAAGCAAUCAAGAAGAAAGACAUUGAAGUGUUAUUUUGUUACGAACCUUAUGAUGAACUGGUUUUAAUGCAAUUAAGACAGUUUGACAGGAAAAGUGUAACUUCAGUAGAGAAAGAAAUGAGAAGAGAGAAAGAAGAUGCUACCAUAGAUAAUCUUGGUGAAGGAGAAUUAUCGAAAAAUGAGGCUAAUGAAUUGAUUGAUUGGUUAAAAGCAACAUUAAAAAAUAAGACAGAGAAAAUAAAGAUUACUAAACGUCUUUCAAAUCAUCCCUGUCUGAUUUCUGUGGAGGACAUGGCAACAGCUAGACACUUUGUCAGAGCAUCUCUUCAAUCUCUACCUGAAGAACAGAAAUAUAAAUUAUUAGCACCAACUCUAGAAGUGAAUUUAGGGCAUCCCAUUAUGAAGAAAUUAAGUGCAUUACAUAAAAGUGAUCCUAAAUUGGCUGAAUUAUUGUCCUUACAGUUGAUGGAUAACGCAAUGGUUUCUGCAGGAUUAGUUGACGAUCCCAGGAAGGUUACUACGCAUCUCAAUGAUUUAUUAACUGCUUUGUUAGAGAAACAUUAGUCACUUUUCAACAUAUGUACAGUAUGUACUGUUAUUUUUAAAACUAAUAAAAGAAAAAAAAUCAAAUGACCUAUUGACGAAUUAUUACAGU
This is a messenger RNA of Centruroides sculpturatus (bark scorpion), 2210 nucleotides long. It is a transcript of the gene Trap1, whose product is annotated as heat shock protein 75 kDa, mitochondrial-like. Gene Ontology annotation, cellular component: mitochondrial inner membrane. The record is from RefSeq and is a predicted model, not a curated record. The coding region runs from base 14 to 2119 and encodes 701 amino acids. Lineage: Eukaryota; Metazoa; Arthropoda; Arachnida; Scorpiones; Buthidae. Gene Ontology annotation, molecular function: ATP-dependent protein folding chaperone; ATP binding; ATP hydrolysis activity. Gene Ontology annotation, biological process: protein folding. The transcript has 17 exons.